Molecule: messenger RNA, 2360 nt
Organism: Tripterygium wilfordii
Lineage: Eukaryota; Viridiplantae; Streptophyta; Magnoliopsida; Celastrales; Celastraceae
Product: potassium transporter 5-like
Exons: 7
Coding region: 16-2340 (774 amino acids)
Biological process (GO): potassium ion transmembrane transport
Cellular component (GO): membrane
Molecular function (GO): potassium ion transmembrane transporter activity
Source: RefSeq, a predicted model, not a curated record
UAGUGUUUUGCAUUAAUGGAGGCUGGUGACAUAGAAGCUGAAAGGCCACUGGAAAUAGAAAGCAUGGAAGAAGAAGAAGAAGAAGAAGCACAUCAUGAUCAGCCUCAGCCUCAGCCUAUUGAGAUUGCUAAAAUGAAGAAGCCAGCUUGUUUGAGAGAUCUGCUGCGAAAUGAUUCAUUUUUAGAGAAUGGUUUGGGUGAUGACCAAGUUCAUGGAUCCAGGGCAGCAUAUUGGAAGGCCACUUUGAUGCUUGCAUUUCAGAGUAUUGGGGUUGUGUAUGGUGAUCUUGGAACCUCACCAUUGUACGUACUACCUGGUGUCUUUCCCGAUGGAGUUAUAAAUCACGAUGAUGAAAUCCUUGGUGUUUUAUCUUUGAUCUUCUAUGCCAUAACAUUAGUCUCUGUGAUCAAAUAUGUUUUCAUUGUUUUGGCUGCUAAUGACAACGGCAAUGGUGGGACAUUUGCUUUGUACUCUCUGUUAUGUCGGUAUGCUGACCUAAAUGCGAUGCCAAAUCGACAACCAGAAGAUCGAGAAGUGUCUAAUUACGAGCUCGAAUUGCCAAGUCGAGGGCUUAAGAUGGCUUCGAUUGUGAAAUCAACUAUUGAGAAGAGCACCUUCAUGAAAUACUUUAUUUUGUUGGUGACCUUGUUUGCCACUUCAAUGGUCAUGGGAGAUGGCAUUCUCACACCCUGCAUAUCAGUGCUAUCGGCUGUAUCGGGUAUCAGAGAAGCUACUCCUGCACUUACCGAUAAGGCUAUCACUUGGAUUUCAGUGGUGAUUUUGAUUCUCUUGUUUCAAAUCCAGAGAUUUGGAACAGAUAAAAUCGGAUAUAGUUUUGCACCAAUCUUAACAAUUUGGUUCACUUUCAUUGGGUUUAUUGGAAUCUACAACUUUGUUAACUACGAACCUGCCAAAAUAAUCAAGGCUGUCAAUCCCUGGUACAUUUUAAACUACUUCGCGACGAAUAAGUUUAAUGCUUGGAAAUCUCUUGGAGGAGUAAUUCUAUGCCUCACAGGUUCUGAAGCUUUGUUCGCUGAUUUGGGCCACUUUAAUGUCCGUGCAAUUCGAAUAAGCGCGUGUACGAUAGUGUUUCCCUCUGUAAUAUGUGCAUACUUUGGUCAAGCAUCAUACCUCAUGCAGAACAAGAAAGAUGUAGGAAAUGCAUUCUACAGUUCAGUCCCAAAAAAACUGUACUGGCCGAUGUUUGUCAUUGCAGUAAUGGCAGCUGUAGUUGCUAGCCAGUCGAUGAUCUCGGCCACAUUUUCUAUAGUUCAACAAUCAGUAGCACUCGGUUGUUUCCCUCGCGUUAAAAUCGUGCAUACAUCAAGAAAAUACGCGGGCCAAGUUUAUGUUCCUGAGAUCAAUCAUCUGCUGAUGAUCGCUUGCGUUGGCAUCACUAUAGGCUUCAAGAGCUCCUUGGAAAUCGGCAAUGCAUAUGGAAUUGCAGUGGCAUUUGUCCUUUCGAUCACAUCUUCGUUUCUUAUACUGGUGAUGAUCAUGAAAUGGAAUACAAAUAGGAUUAUUGUCACCGUCCAUGCACUAACUAUUGGAUUAUAUGAACUCCUAAUGUUGAGUGCUUCACUUUACAAGUUUGUUGAUGGAGGCUAUAUUCCGCUCAUCUUUGCCGUCGUAUUGGUCAUUAUAAUGUGUAUCUGGAACUAUGGUGAUCGGGAAAAAUAUCAGUACCAGCUAGCACACAAAAUUUCCAUCCAUGAACUCACCCAAAUAGCCUCAAGCCCAACCAUAUACCGCGUCCCUGGUAUUGCUCUAUUCUACACUCAGCUUGUUCAUGGAAUAUCUCCUUUGUUCACUCGAUAUGCUUCACAAAUCAAGACCUUGCAUUCAGUUCUAGUCUUCAUUUCAAUCAAGUCACUGCACAUCAGCAAAGUCCCUCCGAACGAACGGUUUCUUUUUCAACGACUAGAGUCUGAAGGGAUACCAAUAUUUCGAUGCGUUGUGAGGUAUGGAUACAAGGAUGAAAGAAGGGAAUUAUGGGAGUCCUUUGAGGUUGCAUUUGUGGAUCAAUUGAGGGAGUUCAUACUAGCUAAUGCAAGAUUGAUGAGAUCUUAUGAUUCGGAUGGUCGGGAAUUGACUGUCAUAGAUGUUGAAAGGACUCAAAAUGAGUUGAGAUUGGUGGACAGUGCAUUAGAACAUGGAGAUGUAACAUAUUUGAUGGGUGAAGGGGAGAUGAGAGCUUCGAAGAAUUCGAGUCUAUGGAAGAAAAUGAUGAUAGAUUAUGGUUAUAAUUGGUUGAGCAGAUGUGUGAGACAACCUGAUGAAGUUUUUAUGCUUCCUCGGCAGCGUCUACUCAAGGUGGGAUUGACUUAUGAGGUUCAGUGAUCUCUAAUGUGAGUGUUUGU